Stylophora pistillata is the source of this 525-nucleotide messenger RNA. RefSeq lists its product as uncharacterized. Lineage: Eukaryota; Metazoa; Cnidaria; Anthozoa; Scleractinia; Pocilloporidae. The record is from RefSeq and is a predicted model, not a curated record.
AUGCUGGUGCUAAGCUACUUGAUGCCCACCCAGUGCUGGCCCAUAGCGGAACUGAAGAGGCUGGGCAGAGAAGCAAGAAAGGUUAUCGUUGAGAAUGGGGACAACCACCCUCUUGGGUCUACAGCCCUAGUAUAUCUACCGAGGGGGCUUGGGGGCCGUGGGCUGAAGAGUGUUGAACGAGAGUACAAGCAAGCUAAGGUUAAGGCUGCAGUAAGACUCUAUACUAAUGAUGAUCCUGCUAUGGAGGUAGUAAGGCGGUUUGAGGAGAGAUCAGAAGAGAUGGGUCAGCAAUCAGUGGUGAAGGAUGCCAAGAGAUAUGCAUCUGAGUUUGGGCUCAAUCUAUCUCUGGUACAUCCCGAACCAUUGGUCACAUGUCUAACGAACGAUUUGAAAGUACCUGUGAAGAAGAUUGGGAUGUGGUUGAAGACUGCUGUCAAGGAAAGGGAUGUUGAGGAACUGAAAGCAGAGGGAUGGCAAGGACGUUUGUUAACUGAGAGGUGGGAGGAUCAAGAAAUUGGAGAUNAU